Molecule: messenger RNA, 1524 nt
Organism: Lolium rigidum
Lineage: Eukaryota; Viridiplantae; Streptophyta; Magnoliopsida; Poales; Poaceae
Product: protein MOS2-like
Exons: 1
Coding region: 44-1348 (434 amino acids)
Biological process (GO): mRNA splicing, via spliceosome
Cellular component (GO): spliceosomal complex
Molecular function (GO): nucleic acid binding
Source: RefSeq, a predicted model, not a curated record
CUGCAGAUUCCACACGCUUUUCCCCAAACAAAUCGCCGCCGCCAUGGAGGAGAAGAAGCUGUCCUUCUCCAUCGCCCCCAAGCCCAGGCCGCCCAAGCCGCCCAGCUCCGCCACCAAAGGCAACUCCGCAUCCGCAUCCGCGACCGCCGCCCCCGCCCAGCAGUUCGUCACCGAGUUCGAUCCGUCCCAAACCCUAGCCGCCGGCGCCGCGCCCGCCGUCAUCGCGCCGCUCGCCAACUCCGGCCACUUCCUCAACCACCGCUCCCGCAAGCCCUCCUCCCUCCCGACCCCCGAGGAGGAGGCCGCGCUCGCCGCCUCCACCGCCGGCGGGCCCACCUUCGUGCUCGACACCUCCACCAACCCCGACAACCCCUCCUCCCACAUAGGCUACGGCCUCACCCUACGCAGCGGCGACGCCGAUGCCGAGUCGGGCAAGCCUUCCGCCGCGGAACCGGAGAAGAAGCCGCCCUCUCCGGCCCGAGACGGCUCCAGCGGCGACCUUAUGCUGCGGCGGUACAAGGAAGACAUGGCCAGCCUCCCCGACCACCGCGGUAUAGACGAGUUUGAGGAGGUCCCUGUGGAGGGAUUUGGUGCCGCCCUCCUUGCUGGCUAUGGCUGGUCGCAAGGUAAAGGCGUCGGUAGGAAUAACAAGGGGGAUUGCAAAGUUGUUGAGUAUCAGCGCCGGGCUGGUACGCUGGGGUUAGGCUAUGACCCCUCUGAGGCUGAUCCCAAGAAGACCCGUUCCGGCGAAUGGGUUAUCGGUGGGAAGAAGGGUGCGGAGAAUGGAAAUGGGAAGAAGGCUGCCGAUAAUGGGAGUGCGAAGAAGAGAGAUAGGGACAGGGAAGAUAGAGCUGGGGAGAGGGAUUCGAGCACUCGGCAGAAGAGAUCUGGUGACCAUAGGACAGAGAGGGAGGUUAAGGAGAAAGAUAGAAAUGCUCGGGAUAGCCGAGAAGGCGAGCGGAGUCGUGAUGUUACUAACAAAGUGCGGUGGUUACAGAGCAAUAUCAGGGUUAGAGUGGUUACCAAGAGGCUCAGCAAAAGGUUGUACUUGCAGAAGGGCAGAAUUGUCGAUGUGGUGGGGCCUACAACAUGUGACAUACGGAUGGAUGAGGGGUCAGAGCUGGUGCAGGGGGUGGAGCAGGAUAUGCUCGAAACAGUCCUGCCGCGGACGAGCGGGCGAGUGCUCGUGCUCUCUGGGAAGCACAAGGGGGUGUAUGGGCAUCUGGUAGAGAAGAAUGCAGAGGCAGAGACUGGCCUGGUGGAGGAUGCUGAUACAAAAGGCAUGGUUCGUGUGAACUAUGAUCAGAUUGCAGAGUAUGUUGGGGACCCGGAAUUGCUUGGACAUUGAUCAUUUCUUCUUCUUGAGGAGUGGCCAUCUUGUAUACCAGGAGCUCUUCUACUGUGCUAGGUAACAUCUGCUCCUUGUUAGUAAUAAACUAUCAGUUGCUGUUUGGAUGUAAAAUGUUGAACACAAUGUCAGUCGCUGUAUUACUAUUGUUUGUUGCUUGGAUGUAUAAACCGUCA